UGUUAAAACAGCGUCACGCUCCAAUUUAAUCUCAUGAGGUUUGAAACUGAAGUCUUCUGCUCUUCUUGGAAAAUAUCACCGUCCUUUGGACAUUUCAAAAUAUCUAGGUGUGUAUGAAGCAGAAAUGUCUGCUGUAACUUCUGCGUCUCUCUGCUGGACUUCACUGUCUCUCUGCUUCCUGUUUGUGUCUGCAGGCCAGAAAAACAUCACAUCAGAGUCUGGACAGAAUGUCACUCUGCCAUGUCGAGCUCCAAAUAACAAUAUCAGAAUCAUCGCUGUAGAGUGGAGCAGAGCUGACCUUGGAGAUGAAUAUGUGCUUUUGUACAGAGAUGGCCGAUUUGAACCAGAUGGCCAGCAUCCAUCUUUUAAGAACCGGGUGGAUCUGCAGGACAGACAGAUGAAGGAUGGAGACGUGUCUUUGAUUCUGAAGGAUGUGACAAUUAAUGACACUGGAACAUAUGAGUGUCGUGUCUUCUCAAAAGGGAGGAACGAUAAACCCAUCAGCAUCAUCUACCUGAGAUGAUGCAUCUUCACGCCUAAAUAUCCUCGCCCUUCUCUCUCUCAUUCCUUCUAAGAUCACUGUUAGAAAUCAGCAUUAGCUCAGAGCAGAUAAGUCAGGUUACAGUAUAUUUCAAGUAAUUUGGCGUAUGAUUAUUACUAUUGGCUAA
This is a messenger RNA of Oreochromis niloticus (Nile tilapia), 668 nucleotides long. Its product is annotated as programmed cell death 1 ligand 1-like. Bases 125 to 523 code for a protein of 132 amino acids. NCBI's taxonomy places the organism in Eukaryota, Metazoa, Chordata, Actinopteri, Cichliformes, Cichlidae. The record is from RefSeq and is a predicted model, not a curated record. Gene Ontology annotation, cellular component: external side of plasma membrane. The transcript is spliced from 2 exons. Gene Ontology annotation, biological process: positive regulation of T cell proliferation; negative regulation of T cell proliferation; immune response.